Theobroma cacao (cacao) is the source of this 1932-nucleotide messenger RNA. It is a transcript of the gene APS1, whose product is annotated as ATP sulfurylase 1. Gene Ontology annotation, molecular function: adenylylsulfate kinase activity; sulfate adenylyltransferase (ATP) activity. NCBI's taxonomy places the organism in Eukaryota, Viridiplantae, Streptophyta, Magnoliopsida, Malvales, Malvaceae. Gene Ontology annotation, biological process: sulfate assimilation. The record is from RefSeq and is a predicted model, not a curated record.
UAAGCAUAAUCAAAAUCAUUUCCCUUGUCUUUCUCACUUUCUCAUCCAAACAGUUUUUUUUAUUCCCGAAUUACCCUUCUACCCCACUCCCGUCCCGUUGUCCCAUUACUAUUAUUUAACUCACCAAUCAGUCUCCCAAAUAACAAAACCAACAAAGGAAGAAGAAGACGAAGAAGAAGAAGAAGAAGAACCAAAACCAAACAUUUUGGUUCUCUCUUCCAUAAUGGCUUCCUCCCUUUUCACCAAAACUUCACUUCCUUCCAAGUCGUUCAACAAGUCCUUGAAUGCCCAUUCUAUCUCUUCCUUCAAACUCCCCGUUUCCCUCUCUUUCAAGCCCCGGACUACCCUCCCGAAACGCUUCUCACUCCGAGCCGGGUUGAUCGAGCCCGACGGCGGGAGACUCGUGGACCUCCGCGUGGCGGAGCCAGAGCGGGACUUGAAGAAGAGGGAAGCCGCCUUGCUGCCCAGGGUGAAGCUCACUACGAUCGACGUGCAAUGGGUGCACGUGUUAAGUGAAGGCUGGGCUAGCCCGCUCACCGGGUUCAUGAGAGAAUCCGAGUUCCUCCAAACUCUUCAUUUUAACUCGCUCCGACUCGACGAUGGUUCCUUCGUCAAUAUGUCGGUGCCGAUUGUCUUGGCUAUCGAUGAUUCUCAGAAGGAGAGGAUCGGUGAGUCCAACAGAGUCGCUCUCGUUGACUCGGAUGAUAACCCGCUCGCGAUUCUCACCGACAUUGAGAUUUACAAGCACCCCAAGGAAGAAAGGAUAGCCAGGACUUGGGGAACUACUGCCCCUGGACUACCAUAUGUUGAAGAAACUAUAACAAAUGCUGGAAAUUGGCUGAUUGGAGGUGACUUGGAGGUUAUAGAGCCAAUCAAGUACCAUGACGGUCUUGAUCGUUUUCGGCUGUCACCUGCAGAACUGCGUGAAGAGUUUGAAAGGCGCAAUGCUGAUGCCGUGUUUGCAUUCCAGCUCAGAAAUCCUGUUCAUAAUGGCCAUGCUUUGCUAAUGACUGAUACUCGUCGUCGGCUUCUUGAGAUGGGCUUCAAGAAUCCCAUACUUUUGCUACAUCCAUUAGGAGGCUACACAAAGGCAGAUGAUGUUCCUCUUAGCUGGCGAAUGAAACAACAUGAAAAGGUGCUUGAGGAUGGUGUUCUUGAUCCUGAAACAACUGUGGUCUCUAUAUUCCCAUCUCCUAUGCACUAUGCUGGCCCAACUGAAGUGCAGUGGCAUGCUAAGUCUCGGAUUAAUGCUGGGGCCAACUUUUAUAUUGUUGGUAGAGACCCAGCUGGCAUGGGUCACCCUGUUGAGAAGAGAGAUUUGUAUGAUGCUGAUCAUGGCAAGAAGGUAUUGAGCAUGGCUCCUGGACUUGAGCGGCUGAACAUCCUUCCUUUCAAGGUUGCUGCGUAUGAUAGAACCCAGGGAAAAAUGGCUUUCUUUGAUCCCUCAAGGGCACAGGACUUUCUCUUCAUAUCAGGCACUAAGAUGAGGACACUUGCAAAGAACAAAGAGAACCCUCCUGAUGGAUUUAUGUGCCCUGGUGGCUGGAAAGUGCUGGUUGAAUACUACGACAGCUUGACGCCAUCAGACAAUGGCAGAAUUGCUGAAGCUGUUCCUGCUUAGAUGAAUUUGCUGUAUCAUAAUGUAUUGCCAUCUGAUUGGGAGAAACCAUAACACUAUUUGUCUCCAUUGUGGGAUCCAAAUCCUGUAAAGUUUCUCUUAAAGUUUCUCUGUCCAGAUCUCUUAAUAAAUCCUUGGGAGGCACUGGUACGGAGACAUGGAAACUUGCCUCCCUGUAAUUAGAUGCCCAGUAUGGCAUCUAGCAUUGGUGCCCCUGAGCAUGAGGGGCACAUUGUACUAUAUCGUGUGGUUGUGUUCUUAUGAAGAACAUGGAUUGUAGGAAAUGUUUCAAGGAUUCUCAUACUUUCUGGAAA